Molecule: messenger RNA, 441 nt
Organism: Effrenium voratum
Lineage: Eukaryota; Dinophyceae; Suessiales; Symbiodiniaceae
Source: the annotation of a GenBank genome assembly
GCGGGCUGGGUCCACGUGGACAAGGCAGGGGAGCGCGCCUCUCCCGCUUCGCCUCUCCAACAACAGGACUGGGGCACCCGACGCACGAAGGCCGACAGCGAGGCGGGCAGAGAGGCGCCGACGCCCGACCGCGUGCUCAAGCAGCCCAAGGUCGCGGCCAAGGCGAAGAAGAACGAAGACGCCCGAGACGCGUGGGACGAGGCAAGGCGGCGCCGGACGGCGCGACGGCGCGUUCCGGCCGCGCAGGAGCUGGAGGCCCUCGUGGCCGCGCAGGUGGAGGCAAACGCGGCGCGCAGCCCGGAGGCCGGGCUGCACCAGAGCUCCGCGUGGUGCCAGGGGCCUAGCGACCGCUUGGCGGCCGACAUGCGCGAACGGGAGCGCGCGCGGCGACAGGAGGCUGUGAACGCGGCGCGGGCGCGGCAGCAGGCUGCCCACACGAAG